CAAGUGUUUUUCUAUCUCUUGCUUCUAGCACCAUGAUUCUUUCGGGCUCAUGUUCUCGGGCGAACAAGAAACCACCUUGACUUAGUUCUUCUAACAUUGCUCACAUUCCUCCAGUAUUCUUUUCACAUCACCAAGAUGCCAGAUACUGAACAAGCUCUCUCUGCCCCCCGGCCCUUCUCACACGACAGGAAUAAACACCCUCCUCCACAACAUGACCUCGACACCCUUUGCUCGACAAGGCGUAGCUUCGUUGUGACCGCCCCCUGUCGGUACCUGCCAUCCGCCAACCCCUUUCAACGCUUGGCGUUGAUGGCGUUUAAGACACAUGUUUGUUUUCUUUCCCGUCCCCCUCCCCCUUGUACGUGUCUUAUGCCGGCUGUGCCAAGAAUAUUACGGAAAAGGAGCAAAAACGGAAAACUUCCUCGCGGAUAUGUUCAUCGUUGCUCAAUCAUCCAUCAAUCCCCCCUUUCUGAAUCACUCUCGAGUUCUUGGCACACACUCACACACACACAUCAUUCGCAAUUAGACAUGCAGGAGGAGCUUAUUCGAGUGAGGUCUUGGGAUGCGAUGCGAGCAUUGCCGGUUCGGAAAACCCCACGUCACGUUUGUCCACGAAGUUGAGAUGACAGACGACGAAUGGGAUGACUUCCAUCCCAACUUUCGGACGGGCUAUUC
Molecule: messenger RNA, 675 nt
Organism: Colletotrichum destructivum
Lineage: Eukaryota; Fungi; Ascomycota; Sordariomycetes; Glomerellales; Glomerellaceae
Exons: 1
Coding region: 136-621 (161 amino acids)
Source: RefSeq, a predicted model, not a curated record